GGAGGUGUCGUUGCCUUGACAACUGUAACCUAACGUAAUAUCCGUUCAUUUAAAAAACCCUCAAACCGAUUUGCUGUCUUCCUGAGGUAAAUUAGGUGAAUUUACAAUUUAUCGUGAAUCAAAGUCGUUGUCUUACGAAUAAGUAAGACUGCUAUCGAAGUUUUCUGUGGAAGAAACAUUUCUCACACUGGAGCUCGAGACAAUGGCAGAGUCUGUGCGCUCGAGUCAGUCGAACGGGGGAUCUAGUCGCCACGAGAAAAGUUUGGGUCUCCUUACCAUCAAGUUUGUGACUCUGCUACAAGAAGCAAAGGACGGCGUACUUGAUCUCAAAGUGGCUGCUGACAGUCUGGCAGUGCGUCAGAAGAGGAGGAUCUAUGACAUCACAAACGUGCUGGAAGGGGUGGGGCUUAUCGAGAAGAAAACCAAGAACAUCAUCCAGUGGAGGGGGGAGAACCUGGGCUGCCAGACCCAGGAGGUUCUGGACCAGGUGGAGAUGCUGAAGGCUCAGAUAUCUGAGCUGGAGAGAAAAGAGAUGGAACUGGACAGUCAGAAGGCCUGGCUGGAGCAGAGCAUCACACACAUGAAUGAGGACAGCGUUGUCAGUCGAUAUAAGUACGUUUCACAUGAGGAUGUGUGUGACGCCUUCGUGGGAGACACUCUCCUGGCUGUGGUGGCUCCCUCAGGGACUCAACUGGAGGUGCCAAUGCCCGAGACGGGUCAGAAGGGCCAGAAGAAGUAUCAGGUGAACCUGCGGAGCCAGUCUGCUCCCAUCAAGGUGAUGCUCAUCAACAGGGAGCAUGAAACCUCCAAGCCUGUGGUCUUCUCAGUGCCUCCUCUCGAGGACCUGUCCUCCAUGCCUACCCCCCCCACCACCCCUGCCAGCCUGCAGACGUUCCCAAUGCUCUCAGCCCAGGGCCAGGCCUAUACCCCGUCCUCCAGUCCCUCUGGAAUGCAUGACCUGGGGCACUCAGUCAGCCACAAGAUGGCGCCGCUGGGGCGCGACGGCGACCUGACGCCCUCCUCCACCCCUCCUGACGUGCAGAUGGAGUGCCCCGCCCAGACUGAGCCAGUGCUGAGCAUGCAGCUGCCAGUGUUGGGCUCGGCUCUGGACCCCCAGCAGCAGGUGAACGUGUCGGGCCAGGAGCUGCAGUCCCUGCUGGACGUGGGCAGCUUGCUGAAGCUCCACCCCGGGACUGGGGAUCAGAUGAAGGACGAGAGAGAGGGAGUUGCUGACCUGAUAGAUGAGCUGAUGUCCUCAGAUGUGUUCCCUCUCCUGCGGCUGUCCCCGAGCACGGCCGGGGACUACAACUUCAACCUGGACGACAACGAAGGAGUCUGCGACCUCUUUGACGUUCAGAUUCUCAAUUACUGAAUUCACCAUGUCC
Osmerus eperlanus (European smelt) is the source of this 1385-nucleotide messenger RNA. It is a transcript of the gene e2f5, whose product is annotated as E2F transcription factor 5. Lineage: Eukaryota; Metazoa; Chordata; Actinopteri; Osmeriformes; Osmeridae. Bases 203 to 1372 code for a protein of 389 amino acids. The record is from RefSeq and is a predicted model, not a curated record. Gene Ontology annotation, cellular component: RNA polymerase II transcription regulator complex. Gene Ontology annotation, molecular function: DNA-binding transcription factor activity, RNA polymerase II-specific; RNA polymerase II cis-regulatory region sequence-specific DNA binding; protein dimerization activity. Gene Ontology annotation, biological process: regulation of transcription by RNA polymerase II. The transcript has 8 exons.